AUGAAAUCAGUAGGGGCACAGCCUAAGGAAGAACACAGAGUGGAGUCAGGAGAAGAAUUGCACACAAAACAUGUUGUCGCCGAUCAGGUCCGUUUACUAUAUUUUUACUCUGAAACUCGACUUUUUAUGAAUGAUCUCAAACGAAUUCACACAUUUAAUGCUCAUUUCAUUGUUUUGACAUGACGAGGUAGAUCGAAAUCUACUGUGUAAAUGGAGAUGCAUCAAUCAUGCAGUUUCUAACGCAAUUUGGUAUCCACUGUAGUGAUAUUUUGUCUUAUUUCAAAAUUUUAGGUUUCCACGUACGAGGAUCCGGCCACUAAGUUUCCAGAUAGAUCUGGGCCGUUAAGCGAAGUUCAUGAAGGAUAUAAUCUAAGCACAAAGUCCAAAAUGGCUAUCAACGCCAGCGUACUUCCUAAUGCCGUUGAAAAACAGGCUGAUGAACUCCUAAAGAACAUGAUCAUUGAAGGUGUGGAUGCUGAUAGUGCAUACAUCGAGAAAGGAUCCACGAUAACCGCAGAUGUGUGGGAUUUUGCGGGUCAACAUGUGUACUAUGCUGCUCACCCGGUAUUUCUUUCGUCAAGAGCUGUGUACAUCGUCGUUCACAACCUCAGCAAGCCACUGAAUGCCCGAGCUCAGCCAUAUGCCAGACAGGGAACUCAUGAAGUAACUUUGGAGAACCCGAGCAAUGAGACAAAUCUAGAGAAUCUGCUGUCGUGGCUUGUGACAGUUCAUAAUAUGAGACCAACUGAAGAAGAAAUGGUUGAAACGCCUAACGUGCUGCCCUAUCUCCGACCUCCAGUGUUCAUCGUCGGCACCCAUGCUGACGAGCCACGCGAAGAUACCAAGGAUGUUACAUCCAAGAUAAUUCGUGAGCUUUCCAGUAAGGAAUAUGGAAAACAUGUGAUCCGACCAUUUUUCUACAUUGAUAACACUCAAGGAGACAAAUCAUUCAGACGGAAAUUGCGGAAUUUCUUUAAAUUUCAAAGAAAUCGUCAAGCAGGUAAAUCAGGUGUUUGGGUUCAACAUAAUGUGUUAAUGUGGUUAAGUUUACUUUGAUUUCUAUGGAGGACAGACAAACUCAUCAUUAGAUAAAGUUGAUUGGAUUCACUGGAGAUUUACCAGUUGCUUUUCCACAUCUUACUGCUAGCAUCCUUUUGUUUCAAUGUGAAUAUUUAUCUACUUUUGAUGUUGGUACCUUUUUAAUGCUUCGAUAAUUCUUUGAUUUUUUUAAUAUGUAUUUUCUCUAUUUUCUUUUCGUUUUUUUUUCUAUUAACAUAGAUUAUAUAUUAAAUAACACAACAAAUGUUCACGCCGACCAAAUUGUCUUCAACUAAUGAAAGUUAUCAUCCAUUGCAAAAAAGUGACUUAAAGUGCUGCAGUAGAAAUAGAACUUUCCGAAUACGAAACUGUUGAUUAUGGUCUUAGUUCACAUCGAACUCGUAUCGAAAGUCCAAGGAGAAAUCUUUGCCCCUCCCUGGCUUCUCUCACAAGCACUAAUUGUUUCGCAUAAUUUAUAAUUGAAAGGUCAAGAAGGAGACAAUGAUGGCACUAGUGCCGAGGGAAUUCAUGCUCUUCGAGCGAGAAUCCUGGAAGUAAUUCGAAAGGAACCUUACAUGGGAGAGAAGAUACCAGUGAGGUGAAGUAUGAUGUGUAAUGAUAUAAGCACAAGAGAUGUUCAGCUCAUUUUUUUCUCUAACAACAGCUGUACUGAAACUUACGAAUGGCUUUCACAGCUGGUUUCGCUUCUUGUUGAGUUCGCUACGUUGAAGUUCGCUACAUGUGCGCUACUUAUAUGCUGAAUUCGCUGCUUACUUCAUUCUACCAUUUUAUGCUUACACUAUGAGCAUAUUUUACCAAUUUCCACAACGAUUUAUGCAUACCUUUUUGUAAGUUAGGACUAAUUACAAAUUUUUUUAUAUUUCUAGAUGGUUUAACUUCGAAAAGGUCAUUGAAGCUUUGGUAGCUGAGAAUGUAUACCACUCAAAUACUGUCCAUCUUCAAACCUAUGCCAAGGAUGUAUGUUUUAUAGAAGACGAUGAACAGUUUCACACCAUGUUGAAUUUCUAUCACGACUUAGGUUUGAUUGUGAAACACCGCAGUACAGUCAUUCUGAAGGCACAGUGGUUAAUCAGUCUAUUCAAGAAGCUUAUAACCAUACCAGCAUUCAAAAAAGCGGUAGGAAAAGAUAAUCUUCUAUGCAUCGAGAUGAUUGCAGAUCGUAGGCAGGAUUUUUUACCAUCCCCCAACUUGCGCUUGACGAAAAAAUGUUAAUUUAAUUGACUGUUUGUCCGUUUGUUUUUUCACGUUGUUUACACCCCUUACAACAUUUUGAGUUUUCUCCAUAACUUUCAUGUGUCUCUCACUCUCCCUCAUUUCAAUAUUGACAAAAUGGUCACUAAUUUAUUACGACAUCGUUUGAGGGUGGGGAGGUAAGGGGGAAAUUCAAUAAACUAAUUAGAGAUGAAUAACAAGAUUUUUCUUAUUAUAUUGACUCAUUUCGGGAGGCUUGCCAACUACAUUUUACCACUCAUUGAACCCUUAGUAAUGAGGAAAGGAGAGAUGUUUUUGGUCCGCUGCAAAUUAAAUGGGGCAUUUUUAAAGAAAAAUUGGUAGACUGAACUUAUUUCAAAUAGGGAAUUUGUGGUUUCAGGAUCCUGUGCAUUCCAAGUACUGGCUGCAACUCGAGACAAGUGGUGUCCUUACGAUGGAGCUUGUUGAUCACGUUUUUUCCCCUCUUAUUGAGCAAGGCGUUAUCAAGGAAGACAUCUUGGACAUGAUGGAGCAGUUUUGUUUGAUUGCCAAAUACUCGCCAUCCCCGGCUGACGUUUAUUACUUUGUGCCAUGUCAACUGAGGUCCUCACCUGAAGAGCUUUGUAAAAUGGAACCAUCAUCUACGGAUCCUUGUCCUUUGUAUCUUCAUUUCCAAGAAGGCUUUGUUCCGCAUGGUCUUUUUACUCGCCUUGUUUCAAAAUCGGUUGCUUGGUGUGGUGCAAAUGGAUCGUCACAGCCUCCAAAACUCUACCAGAAUGGUGCAUGGUUCAUUCUUGAAGAACGCGUCAUACAUGACAUGAUUAUGAUUUGCAAAAAGAAGUUCAUAAAAAUCCUCUUGAGACAAAGAAUUAAGAGGAACGUAGUUGCAGUUUCUAAUGCAACUUUAGUAGAGGUUGCUAGAAAUGUGCGAUUGUUUAUGGAGAGCACUUUAGAAAAGAUGUCGCAGGAGUUCCCAUACCUGAGCAGGAUGCAGCAUGAAUUUUGUGUUGAAUGCCCCUACUGUCAGCAAAGUGGUCGCAAGUGCGUAAACCACAACCAAGUGUCCUGUGGAGAAGAAGACUGCUUACACCUGCUUGAAUUAAGACAAGGUCAGGAUUUGAUCUGCAUGGAAAGCAUGUCUAAUAAAGUACUAACAGUUCCUGGACAAGAAAAAUGGUUGUUGUACCAGGUAUGAAGCAUUCUUGGUAUAUCUUUAUAAGUAGUAACGGAAACCAAUUAAGAAGAGAUUAUGAUGGCUGUUAUGCUCAAGUUGUGCGAUGGCAGUCGUAUGAAUCGGAAUACCCAAUUUAGAAAAUAUUUGUACAGAUUGAGAUAUGAUAGUGUCAUAGAUCCUAAAGUGAUUCAGCAAUGGAAAUGCUGUAUGAAGUUGUAUGUUUUGCAAUUGCGUAACUAACUUUUUGGGUGAUUCAAGACAUGUUUGAACGCAUUCAACCAGUUCGUUUCGUUCUGUCUGGUUUAUACUUUCGUGAAGGGAAAGAAGAAGACAAGUUUUCUUUAACAAAAGUAGUUUUUUUCAGUUAAAACAAUUUUUAUAUAUCGUACUUGUAAAAUGACAUACAUUUCCUGUAUAAUGAUGUUUUGAUGUCAUCAUCCAAAAGGAUUUGGCUCCGUCAGUGACAAGAACCUCACAAGUUGCAUCAGUAGGUGGUCACCCAGCAAAGUGCGACAAAACUUUGAAAGUUACUCUUCUGGCCAGUGAGUGGAAUUCAUCAAGGGGGGGUUUGUCCACCAUCAACAGACACCUUGCCAUCCUUAUGGCCAAACGUAGCGAGGUGCAAGUCACUCUCUUGGUCCCACAAUUUGCUUGUUCUGAAGAAGAGAAGAGAGCUGCAGAAAGUCACAAGAUUGUCAUCAAAGAAGCAGAGAGACGUCCAGGCUAUGACCCUCUUGACUGGUUGAGCUUCCCUCCGGAAGACCUGAUAAUUGACGUGGUUGUGGGUCAUGGAGCCAAGUUAGGUAAGCAAGCCCAAAUCAUCAGGAAGUACCAUAGUUGCCAGUGGGUACAAGUAGUGCAUACUGCGCCUGAAGAGCUCGGAAUGUUCAAAACCUAUCCGAGAGCCAUUGCCAGAGGAGAAGAGAAGACUACAGCCGAAGUAGAUUUGUGUAAAUUGGCAAAUCUAGUUGUUCCGGUGGGACCCAAGUUGACGGAAGCCUACUCUGCCUAUCUUCGCUCAUGUGAAAAGCAGCAAGAUAUUAUGUCGUUCACUCCUGGUACAUUCAAAGAGUUUUCUACUCUAAAUCAAGCCUCAGUUGACUCUGAAAAGUUUAGGGUGUUGACCUUUGGUCGUGGUGACCCUGAGGACUUCGGUCUUAAAGGGUAUGAUAUCGCUGCUAAAGCAGUGGUUGAGCUGAAAGACAACUCCUACCAUUUGAUCUUUGUGGGUGCACCUGAUGACAAACAGGAGGCAGUUACGGAAAAUUUGUUGCAGAAUGGUAUUUCUAAACGUCAGCUGACAGUGAGAAGGUUUUUGCAAAGCAAAGAGAAAUUGAAAGAUUGUUUUUGUGAAGUUGAUCUCUGUAUCAUGCCAUCCCGCACGGAAGGGUUCGGCUUAACCGCGUUGGAAGCCUUGUCAGCUGGUCUUCCCAUUCUUGUAAGUGGAAACUCAGGUUUCGGAGACGCUCUGCGCUCUGUACCAUCCGGCAAAUCUUUUGUGGUUGAUUCUGAGGACCCCAAGGUGUGGGCUGAGGCAAUUGCUGUUGUCCGAAAGAAGAAGAGACCAGAGCGUCUUAAAGAGAUUGAACGACUGAGAGCAUCUUAUGAGGAGCAGUUCAGCUGGAAGAAACAAUGUGACCUUCUUGUUGAUAAGAUGUGGGACAAAGUUGAUGGCGCAGGUAUGUUGAUGAUUUUUCUAUUUCUUUCCGUAGACUUGUCUUUGGUUGUGGUAUUCCAAAUUUAUCCUGUCAUUGACGUGAAUACAUCUUGUACCUCGAAGUAGGUUUUUAUAAUAUAAUAUGAAAGAGAAUUUGUAAGUUUUGGUGUAAGUCACCAAUGUUCGCCAAAAAGGAAAUGGUUUGUACAAACUGAUAAGAGUGAAUAGGAAAAAGCAAAAGAAAUGAACCUGUAAAACCACUUUUACCCAUCCCAAGUUUCAUGAUCUUUUUUGAUGUGAGUGUAUUCCAAAAAGUUAAUGUUUUAGUGGGACAAAUGUAACAUUUUGUCAUAAGGUCAGGUCAAAAGUCAUCUGCUCCGGUUAUUUACAAGCAAUUAUUGCUUUCUUUGCGACAUAAUUACUUUUUUAACGAAAAAAAGGAAAAACGUAGCAAUGAAGAAUGUUAAAUGACAAGUCUAGAAUAUUACCCGCGACGUUUUAUCCCAAUACUGUUUCCCAUUCUCAAAUGAAAAGACAGUGUUUGGUAAAUAUAUAUCAAGUCAUUGGCCUGUCUUCCGAAGGACUUGACUGAGAACUCCUCGUACUUUUUAAUUUUUAAAGUCUUCCCUUGCAGCUAAAAGAAGAGCAAUUUGUGUUCUCAUGAAAUAUUUUUCCCUACAUGAUCCUGCUGAUAAGGAAAGAUCUCGUUCAUUUGAGGGCACCGCCCUUCAUAAAAAAGAGAUCUGAGUACCCGAUUGGAUAAGUGUCGCUCUCACCCCUGAUUUGGGCGGAUAUUUCUUCACUAACAGUGAGUUCGGGCCGAGUCAGAUCAUAUACAAGUUUCACGCAGCUUGCCAUGGCGAUACCGAUGGAGUUCUCAGUGGGUUAAAAAAUAUUCACGGUGAACUGAAAAUUCUGUCUUUUAUGUGAUUUUUUCUUUGUCAUAACUGAAACCUUCCCUUCCAUCUACAUUGUAUGAUUCAAGGAAAUUCACCAAAAAUUAUUUUGGUUCUAGGGCUGCUUGAACGAACUAUUCAGAAUCUUCAGCGGAUGCAACUCUGCGCAAGCACGGUUAACAACAGCACUACCUUGACAGAAGAGUUAACGACGAUUGUAUCAGAUAAGGGCCUCAGAAUUUCUGACAAUCAAGGGUCAGGAAACUGUAUGUUCCAUGCCUUGUCAGAACAACUAGAAAUCGUAAAAGGAAUCAAAAUCCAAUAUGGCCAGUUGAGACAGUCUUUAGUUCAGUACCUCAUGGAAAACCCAAAACUGGUGAGUUGCUGUAAUUCUCAUAAAGAAAAAGAACUAGAGGUUGAUCAGUAGUUUUGGCUACUGUGUUUCUUUCUCUCUCCGUUACUUGAAGUGCUACUCGUCCUUGCAAGGAUACUAGUCCCUUUCACACCAGAUUUCUUCAAGCAUUUUUUGAGGUUGGCCUGACAAUUGUUCCACAACUUUUAUACUCGUGGAGAGAGGCACUUUGACAGUGAGGUGUCUUCUCCUAAAGCACGAUAAUAAAGUCACUCUAAAUAGGAUUUUGUCGAAAGCUGUUAUAGUGGAUUUCAGUACCUCAAGCGGUAGGCAACGUAGUCUCUGCUCACUUUCUCAUCUAAUUCAAAUGGACUCUCUGGUAGAGUGUUGUACUUAGUUAUGUAAGUCGCAAGCUUGGAAAAAUAUUUAUUUCAGAAUCAAUUCAGCAUCAAUGAGCUACCGUCAGUUUAGCAUGGCUCUGAAUAAGGCGAAAUGUGUUUUGAAGUCCUUCAUACUAGUCUAAAAGAUGUUCUUCCUACACAGAAUGUUUUGGUUUUCUCUAUUUAUUGACUUAGUUUACAUUGUACUCGCAUAGUCGCAUUUGUUUAAAUUCUCAUUUUUUAGAGUUGUGAUGGUACCUAUGAAAGGCUCAAUGUUUAAUUGUAAUAUGUUAAUGGCGAGUCUGUCUGUCACUGAAUGGGUCAGCGAUCAUAUUGAGACGCAACCGCCGCUGCCCAUUUAGAUUCUUGUGGUGGGACAGUUAGGUGAUGUUUGUUUUAGCUUUUGCUGUUUGCCCACCGCGUUGAAAGCGUUAAAAAAGUUUUCACUGACGUUUCCACUGUAAAGAAGUUGUUUUCUCGGGAGAUUUCCUUGAAUUAUGCUCGACCCUUUUCGAAUAGCUAUUUGGUAUUCAAGUAUUAAUGGCUGUCUCUUCUUACAGCCGGAUGGAACAGAUCUGUUUCACUUUGUCCAUGGCCAUGAAACAUGGGCUGAUUACUUAGCAUAUAUGGAACAAGAUGGCGCUUGGGGUGAUCACCUCAUUCUCUGUACAGCAGCAAAUCUCUUUAAAACGUGCAUUCAUGUGGUCAGCAGUCUAGACAAUGAUGUAGACAUCAGGCCACAUGAUCCUGUUGAUGAAAGCAAGCCACUAGUACUGGGACAUAUUCAUGAGGUGCACUAUGUCAGUCUUCAACCCAUACAAGGUAAGAAGGGAAAAGCGCACGUCACAUGCCUUUCAAUUUGAUAGUGAUGAAGAUCGAUUAACAUCAGUGGCGAAAUUCGAAAACCUUAUGUUUCUUGCGGAAAGCACCAGCUGCGUCGAAGGGUUAAUCCUGGAACUGUUCACGCUUCUCGAGUCACUACCAUGGUUAGUUUGUUGAUCUUUCUCAGAGAUAACUGUAAGAAUAAAUUAAGCUGUCCACUUUCCUUCUGGUAAAACACACCAGUGUCUUUAGUGACUUGAAACCAUUACUACCGUUUCACGAGUUGUGCAUGAUCAUAAAACAAACUACAAAC
This is a messenger RNA of Pocillopora meandrina, 7844 nucleotides long. The record is from the annotation of a GenBank genome assembly. NCBI's taxonomy places the organism in Eukaryota, Metazoa, Cnidaria, Anthozoa, Scleractinia, Pocilloporidae.